Messenger RNA from Leptopilina heterotoma, 1424 nucleotides. RefSeq names its product SPARC (gene SPARC). The transcript has 6 exons. NCBI's taxonomy places the organism in Eukaryota, Metazoa, Arthropoda, Insecta, Hymenoptera, Figitidae. Gene Ontology annotation, biological process: anatomical structure development. Gene Ontology annotation, molecular function: collagen binding; extracellular matrix binding; calcium ion binding. The record is from RefSeq and is a predicted model, not a curated record. Bases 199 to 1095 code for a protein of 298 amino acids.
ACUGAUGAGAUCAUCUUGAAGCAGAAAAGACUUCGAGACAUAUUAACUGAACUCAGAAUCUACAGUCAGUACCGGUCCACUGACCGUUUCGGAUGAUUUUCUUCUUUUUCGUUCGCCGCGAGUAAAGCAAACGAGAAGCUGGACACACACAAGGAACAAUUUAAUCAGUAAACUGGAGAACCGACCACUUGCAUCACAAUGAGGUCGAAAUUCCAAUUGGUCAUUAUCGGAUUUGUUCUUUUUGCUCUACUGGCUCUUGAUUCUUCCGAGGGAAGACGAAACAGUCGUCGUCGAACAACGACACAAAAGCCAACUCUACAGGAUGAGAUGAUGAAUAUGCUCGAGGCAGAUGAAUUAGUCGAGGACGCUGAAAGAUCUAUGGCUAAGGAUGAUGAUAGUCGAAUUAGGGCGAUGCCGCUUCAAGUGGAUCCUUGUCUCGACAAGCACUGUGGUGCUGGACGAGUUUGCAAAAUAACAGAAGAGGGAGCAGGAGAAUGUGUUUGCAUAGAGCAAUGUGAUGAGGAAAUCGAUCCCAGACGUAAAGUUUGCACAAAUUACAACGAAACCUUUGGCAGUGACUGCGAAGUUUAUCAAGCUCGUUGCUUUUGCGAUACUGGAGAUUCAAGAUGUCGUGGUCCUGAUUAUCAGCAUAUUCAUAUUGAAUAUUACGGCGAAUGUCGUCAAAUGCCCGCUUGCAAGGAAGAAGAUAUGCUUGAUUUUCCAAGGCGAAUGCGUGACUGGCUUUUCAAUAUUAUGCGAGAUUUGGCCGAUCGUCAGGAACUUCCGUCACAUUAUUUGAAAAUGCAAAGAGAAGCGGAAACAAAUCACACACUACGUUGGACAAAUGCCGCCAUUUGGAAGUGGUGCGAUCUCGAUGGUCAUCCACAUGAUAGAACUGUUUCACGACAUGAACUUUUCCCAAUUAGAGCACCCUUAAUGGCACUUGAACAUUGCAUUGCCCCUUUCCUUGAUUCAUGCGAUGUUAAUGACGAUCACAAAAUUAAUCUCACCGAAUGGGGAAAAUGUCUUCAACUUGACGAGAGUGACUUGGUGGAUAAAUGCGAUGAAUUAGCAGAUGCUACUGAAGAGCAAUAAAUAGAAGUCUAAUGUGAGAUGUUACGGUCAGAAUCAGAAAGAUCAGAUCAGCCAAAGACGAAACUGAGCAAACUGCCAUUAUUACAAUUCUACAAAACUUUUAGAACAGUUUUCAUUUUAACAUGAACACCAUAACACAGCAUCUCCUUUUCUAAUUUUCCUUUUUUUUUUGUAAGUACCAAUUCUGUUUCCUAUAAACCAAAAUCUUUUCACUUGUCCUUUCAUUAAUUGAGAAUUAUUUCUAUUUUCACUUUUUUUUUAAAAAGAAAAGAACGAAAAACCAAACGUGCCUUAUAAUGAGUUUUUACAAUAAAAUAUGAAAUAAUAAA